Otolemur garnettii (small-eared galago) is the source of this 1033-nucleotide messenger RNA. Its product is annotated as olfactory receptor 11H4. The coding region runs from base 16 to 987 and encodes 323 amino acids. Gene Ontology annotation, biological process: G protein-coupled receptor signaling pathway. The record is from RefSeq and is a predicted model, not a curated record. Gene Ontology annotation, molecular function: G protein-coupled receptor activity; olfactory receptor activity. Gene Ontology annotation, cellular component: membrane. Lineage: Eukaryota; Metazoa; Chordata; Mammalia; Primates; Galagidae. The transcript has a single exon.
CUUGGGUUACACUCUAUGUCUGUCUUCUUCAUAGAUUGGAGACCCAUGAACAGGUCAGCAACACAGGUGACUGAAUUUGUUCUCCUCGGAUUCCCUGGUUGCAGGAAGAUACAGAUUUUCCUCUUCUCGUUGUUUUUGGUGGUUUAUGUCUUGACCUUGCUGGGAAAUGGGGCCAUCAUCUGUGCAGUGAGACGUGACCCACGACUACACACUCCCAUGUACUUUCUGCUGGGAAACUUUGCCUUCCUUGAGAUCUGGUAUGUUUCUUCCACUGUUCCUAACAUGCUCGCCAACAUUCUCUCCCAGACCAAGGCCAUCUCAUUUUCUGGGUGUUUUCUCCAGUUCUAUUUCUUCUUUUCACUGGGCACAACUGAAUGUCUCUUCCUAGCAGUGAUGGCUUAUGAUCGGUACCUGGCAAUCUGCCGCCCACUGCACUACCCUGCCAUCAUGACCGGAAGGCUCUGUGGCAUGCUAGUGUCUUUCUGUUGGCUCACUGGAUUCCUUGGAUACCCAAUCCCCAUUUUCUUCAUCUCCCAACUACCCUUCUGUGGCCCUAAUAUCAUUGAUCACUUCCUAUGUGACAUGGACCCACUGAUGGCUCUAUCCUGUGCCCCAGCUCCUAUUACUGAAUUGAUCUUUUAUACUCAGAGCUCCCUUGUCCUCUUUUUCACUCUUACAUACAUUCUUCGAUCCUAUACCCUGUUACUCAGAGCUGUUUUUCGGGUCCCUUCUGCAGCUGGCCGGCAAAAGGCCUUCUCUACCUGUGGUUCUCAUCUGGUUGUGGUGUCUCUCUUCUAUGGGACAGUCAUGGUAAUGUAUGUGAGCCCUACAUACGGCAUCCCAACUUUGAUGCAGAAGAUUCUCACGUUGGUAUAUUCGGUUAUGACUCCUCUCUUUAAUCCCCUGAUCUACAGUCUUCGUAAUAAGGACAUGAAAUUUGCCCUGAGAAAUGUUCUAUUCGGAAUGAGAGUUAGUCAAAAUUCAUGAGCCAAAGAUGUGCCACACUUACAAGUUCUGAUGUAGAACAAGAUGG